AGGAGGACCUCAAGCGGACACUCAAGACGCCUUCGAGACCAUGGCAGAAUCACGCAAACGUCAGCUUGACGAUCAAGAAACAGAAGAUGAGGUACCCCUAUAUUACCAUUUGGAAUUAUUUUUUGGUGACGCCAUCUAUAUUCCCAGGGACAAACUACAAAGUUUAUUGGUUCGAGCGACGAGAACAGUACCUAUGACAUUAAUGAAACCCUGGCGGCAUCUGCGGAACCUGAUCGAGGCGUGGGAGAAGUAUCAGAUCCAAACGUGUCCGAACCAGGGGUUGGAGGAGAUGGAAAAAGUUUACAACCCCCUCCACGCUGGGCACUGCAGCUACAGUCAGUUCCAAAACGAAGAAAGCUUGUGCAUGAUGUGUUUCCCGCUCGAGACGACGGAGAAGCUGAGACAAUUUGUCACGACAUUAUCAGAGGAUUCGAGCAAGGGCCCACCUAGUACGGAAUCGCUGCCGUCGCACUCCACACACGAGGAACUACACUCCCACACGUCCACGUCUUACACGACUGCAGCUGGAGCAAUGGCACAUGCCGAUGUGUUAUCUUCGCUGGCUUCGUCAGACGACCAAAUCGCUCGUCAAUUUGGUCUACAAACGCCAGUGCAUGGGACCUCUAUCAUCUCGUCAAGUAUUUCAAUAGUGAGCCCCGAGUAUUGGAAUACAUUGAAAUGGGAGGAAAUGAUUGGGGUCGCGACGUUAGAAAUGAAGUUUUGGGACAACUCGAAGGUUCUGGACACGAGCCCGGGCGAGUUUUGGAAAUACUGCACCCGAAACUUCCGCAUUCAGUUGCAUGUGACGACGCCCAUGGAGGUCAGACGAGCGGUGGAGACACUGACGAGGUACGCGCAAGAACGGGUGCAAAGUGCCGAAAACGUUCAAAAGGAGCGUCGGAAGAAUCCAUCUACGAGUGGCUACGCGAAAACCCCGUAUCGCCGUUGACAAACAUUGUGCGCACCCCCAAGUGGCUGGCAGACCCGGUGUUUCGGUUCAUUCGCCUGGACGACAAGCGCCUGCAGCGAGCUAUCCAGGUGUUUAAUGACGAAAUGUGCUCGUACACCACCUUGGACUUUAUUGAAAUGUACCA
Rhipicephalus sanguineus (brown dog tick) is the source of this 1094-nucleotide messenger RNA. RefSeq lists its product as uncharacterized. The record is from RefSeq and is a predicted model, not a curated record. Lineage: Eukaryota; Metazoa; Arthropoda; Arachnida; Ixodida; Ixodidae. Bases 41 to 949 code for a protein of 302 amino acids. The transcript has 2 exons.